AAAAAAAAAAAGAAAAAAAAGUUACCAUUACCAAACUAGGUACUUCACAGUAAAUAUCUUGUAUUUAGAUUAAAACGUAACCUCCUCCUCCACUAAACCGGUCUGCUCUCUUCAUCGGUAAUCCUGACUCCUGAGCUCCGACGAGCGACGGCGAUGUGGUAGCGCACCAGGCGCAGAGUCUCCGCAGAAAAAAUGUCGCUGGUAGAUUACGCUUCUUCCUCAGAUGAAGAAGAGGAUCGCAAUACAAUUGCUUCUAUAGAGGUAGAGGGAAACCAAGAACCCAAAGUCCCGGAACAAGUAGCGCCGGAGAAGUGGCAACGAAUUGAGGCUUCAAUUGAGCAAUCCUCGGCUCCUAAACCGCAACUUCGAGUAUCUCAUAAUCCUCCGCAUCAGAACCAGUAAAAGCUUCUGCCCUGAGUUACUUUUUUUCUUCUUUCGGCUCUGUAUUAGUUGUGCUUAGUAGGGCUUUUUCUUCUCGUGUAUUUCUUAUCUGUUUUCUGGUGUGCUUGACUGAAAUUCUCAAAUAUUUGCGGUUAACUUUGGGACUUGGGUGCCGUUUGACAUUAGUGAGAUUUGUAGUUAAUGAUUCGCUUCUAUUAGAACCCUAUUUAGAAUACUGCAGUAUGUUCGUCUGGCUUUGAUGGUUUUGUUAUAUAGUAGGCUCAAAAUUUCAUUUUUCAAGUGAAGAAUGGUAUCUUUUGUUUCUAGAAUGUAAAAUGGAAUUUCAAAGAAUUAUUUUAAGAACCAUGUUAAUACGUUCGCUUUGGUAGUUAGGAACGAUGUAGCACAUAAAUCGGGAUGUUGUAAAUGUCUACUAUUCUUAUGUAUGUGGACGUGUUGUUGUUUAGGUGCAUAAAUUGGUUGGAUUUAGUGCUUUACACGUGUAAGCUAAGCUAUGUUGUUAAAUGAAUGUGUGGUAUUGGUUUUAUGAGUGUUGCAGUGCUUUUUGUCCGUUUUCCAGUUUGUUCAUGUUCUUUGGAAAAAGUAUGUGACGUAUUUGUAGAUCUUCAACCAUAAUGCAUAGUUUUGAAAAUGAGGUUUGCCUUUCAUUUGUUUGUAGGAGUUCUACAGCAACUGUAAAUCGGCAAGGGGAAGAGUUUGAGGCUCCCAUGUUGAAACUCCCCGAUGCUGCUUUUCUUCUCAGUUCGCCAGCUUUGGCCUCUAAUGUAGCAGCCACUGACCAUUCUUCCCGAGUUGCAGCUGCUAUGGCAGAAAGUGUGUCAAGGAAGAGAGACUUAAAUAUUUCAUCAUCUAGUUACACUCGACACAAAUUACCCAAAGGGAACUUGCCCCAUUCGAAAAGAAUCCCAGAUACUACUGGUGGUAAUCUACUUCCGCCUCAACUUGCUGGAAGGAGCAAUGUUGUUACUGAGGAUAUAAGCAAGCUUUUUGUGAAGAAGCGUGUUGACUCUUCUUCAUCAACAUAGUUCAUUAGCAGAUCAAAUGAUGGUUCUGGAAUCUGGAUGUACACUCUUGGUAGUAUGUAACAAAAAGUGCUUUCGCUUCACUUGUUAGUUACUUUUUUCUUUUUGUGGAUAUAAAUGUAUUAAGACUAGAUCUAGAAACUGAAAAUUGGCGGGAAGUUGGAGUAAAUGCUCUGAGCAAAGUGUUGUUCCUCGUUGGUAUGAACGGCUGAUAGGUCUUACAUACAAUUGCAUAAUCUAUAAAGUGACCAAUGCCUUUGUAAACUAGGAUUUUCUGUUGAAACUGCUGAAUUUGAAACAACAGUGUUCUCUGUUCAGACUCUUAGAAUUCAACCGAGUACUAAUCAUAAGCUAAGUACAUUUUACAUUGACAAGUUCUUUAUGUAUUCCUUUUUAUGUAGCUUCGGCUCAUACUAUCAGUAACUACUGAUUCCACGAGGAAUCUCUUUUUUCCUGGUUAAUCUUCCUUGCCA
Messenger RNA from Oldenlandia corymbosa var. corymbosa, 1897 nucleotides. The record is from the annotation of a GenBank genome assembly. NCBI's taxonomy places the organism in Eukaryota, Viridiplantae, Streptophyta, Magnoliopsida, Gentianales, Rubiaceae.